Molecule: messenger RNA, 2527 nt
Organism: Sardina pilchardus (European sardine)
Lineage: Eukaryota; Metazoa; Chordata; Actinopteri; Clupeiformes; Clupeidae
Product: pannexin-1-like
Exons: 6
Coding region: 13-1329 (438 amino acids)
Biological process (GO): positive regulation of interleukin-1 production; cell-cell signaling; monoatomic cation transport
Cellular component (GO): plasma membrane
Molecular function (GO): wide pore channel activity
Source: RefSeq, a predicted model, not a curated record
UUUUCUGGGAUCAUGGCAAUAGCUCACGUCGCAACGGAAUAUGUAUUUUCUGACUUUUUAUUAAAGGAACCUAAUGAAUCUAAGUACAAAGGGGUGCGGCUCGAACUGGCGGUAGAUAAACUUGUCACGUUUAUUGCGGUCGGUCUUCCUUUACUGCUCAUAUCCCUCGCUUUUGCUCAAGAGGUGUCGGUCGGAACGCAGAUAAGCUGUUUUGCACCAACCAACUUUUCGUGGCGCCAGGCAUAUUAUGUAGACUCCUACUGCUGGGCGGCUGUGCAGGAUCAUCAACCAGAAGAUGGGCCUAACAGCGCGCCCCUGUGGUUGCACAAGUUCUUCCCGUACAUCUUGUUGCUGGUGGCGAUCCUCAUGUACGUGCCCGCCGUCUUCUGGCGCUUCACGGCAGCGCCACACCUCUCCUCAGACCUCAGCUUCAUCAUGGAGGAGCUGGAUCGCGCCUACAACCGAGCCAUCCGAUUGGCCAAGAACUUGGCCUCCAGCCUAGAAGCCAAGGAGUCGUCAGAGGAGGAUGCUUACGGGGCUCUGGACCUGGCAGAGGGAUGCUUCAAGUACCCUCUGGUGGAGCAGUACCUGAAGACCAAGCGCUUCUGCCGGACGCUGGUGCUGAAGUACGUGCUGUGCCGGGCGCUGACCCUGGUCACGCUGCUGCUGGCCUGCUUCUACCUGGGCUACUACAUCCGCCUGGCGUCGGCCGAGCGCAGCGACGAGUUCGCCUGCGACAUCCGCACGGGCGUGCUGCGCCACCACCGGGACGCCGGCGAGACCGAGACGACGCCGACGCCGCUGCCCGCCGCCGUGCAGUGCAAGCUGGUGGCCGUGGGCGUCUUCCGCCUGCUCAGCUACAUCAACCUGGUGGUGUACGUGCUGCUGGUGCCCGUGGUGGCGUACGCCGCCGUGGCUCCCGCCAGACAGGGGGCGCUCUUCCUGCGGCCCUACGAGAUGCUGCCCGCCUUCGGCUCGCUGGACCUCGCCACGUCCUUCUACGACGACCUCAGCCUCUACCUGCUCUUCCUGGAGGAGAACCUGAGCGAGCUCAAGUCGUACAAGUGUUUGCAGGUGUUGGAGCUGCUCCGGGAGGGAGGCGGGGAGGCGUUUGACACCAUGUGUCUCCUGCGGACGCUCGGACAGGUGAAGACGGACGUGGUGGACGUAGUGGACGGCAAGAGGCCCUCGGCCAGCAAGUCCCACAAGUCAGAGGCAGGAAAUAACACACAAGAGGUCAAAGACGCCGCACCUUUACUGAAGGAGGAUGCGGAGAAGAAAGAAGCGGCGUGUGCCUGCAGCAGGGAUGUACGUCAGCGACUAGUCUGAGUAGAAAAGUCUGAAUACACCCUCCGUCUGAAAGCAUGGACCCGUCUGUAUUUACGUAGAGGUGUGUAUAUUAUAUGGUGUAUUUGAGAGGGAGAGAGAGUUGUAGAGAAGACUGUAUGUGCUGAGCCUUUAGUUACUCAUAGCGUUUGCUGCCACUAAUAAUGCUGCAGUCAGUGUUUAGGUUGAAAGAAAGGAACAGGAACAAGGAGAGAGCAUGCGUGCCAAUGUUUACAAUGAAUUAGUCUAUAUGUGCACUGUGUAGGUUUACUGUAAGAGUUCCCUGCUACACUUGAUGACCACAAUGAUAAUGAUAAGGAGGAGAGAGAGAGAGAGAGAGAGAGAGAGAGAGAGUGUGUGUGUGUGUAUGUGUGUGUGUGUGUGUGUGUGUUUGUGGGUGGGUGGGUGGUUGCGUGCGUGUGUGCGUGUUUGUGUGUGUGUAUGUGUGCGUAAGGGAGAGAGACAAGAAGUGAGGAGAGAUUGUCUGUUUGUUCAGAGGCAUCUUUUUAUAAUGUCAAAUGAAAAACAACAUGUGAGGACUAAAUGCUGUUUUAGGAUGUGUGAUGCCUGUAUUUAUAUUUUACGAUUGGCUGUAUGAAUUACCUCAGGUACCAGACAGUGUACAGUACCCGCUGCAAUAUGUUUUUUAGUAUGUUUUUACUUCUGUUGUGUACCAGGUAUUUCCACAUUAGUGUUUUUUUUACAUGAAUUUCUAUUUAAAUGAGGUGAUUAUUUGUUUAGUAUGGGUUUCAAGUGGGAGUAUUCAUGAACAUGAAGACAUCCAUUUUUUUUAAUCAAUCAAAUAUCAUUCUUCCAACAUUUUUGCAUCUUAUUUUUAUCUUGAAAGAAGCAUCACAAAGACACAAAGACAAUGCAAUUACAAUGUAGCAGUUCAAAAAAAAAAAAAAAAAAAAGGUCCAGCAAUUCAAGGGCUUUGGAAUGCUUUGAAUAUGUAUUAAGAAUCGUUUUGCAUGGGGCAGAGGUAAUGUUGUGUCAAUGUAAUUGAUCUAAUUGAUCGGGAAACAGCUACUAAUCUGGCAGAUGAUAUAAAGACACAUAUCUGAUAAUUAUGAGCCAUUAAUCACUUAUCGCAUGACACGCAAAGUCGUGGAUUUGGUGCUCUCAUCACAUGUGACAAAUGUAUGCACUUGUCCCUUACACUAAUAUUAUAAUCACUAACAAUGAAAUAAACUCUUUUUGA